GAAGGCUUCCGAGAGAAGCUAAGUUUAUGGAUCCAGAGAACUGUCCCAGGGCCCCCAAAGGCUUCUGAAUAUGGACAGACCUGUGAGGCCAAGAUUGAACUCCCUCAGUGACUUUCAGUUUGGGGCUGUUGCCACAGAAACCAUUGAAGACGCCCUGCUUCACUUGGCCCAGCAGAAUGAACAAGCAGUGCAGGAGGCUGGGGGACGGAUGGGCAGCUUCAGGAAGACCCGGAUCGUGGAGUUUAUUUUUCUCCUGUCUGAACAAUGGUGUUUGGAGAAAUCUGUGAGCUAUCAAGCUGUAGAAAUCCUAGAAAGGUUUAUGGUUAAGCAGGCAGAGAACAUCUGCAGGCAAGCCGCAAUCCAGCUGAGAGGCAAUGAGAAGAUAGAAUCUCAGAAUUGGAAGGCUCUGAAAGAGCAGCUUUUCAAUAAGUUUAUCCUUCGUUUGGUGUCAUGUGUUCAGCUGGCCAGCAAACUUUCCUUCCACUACAAAAUAAUCAGCAACAUUACGGUCUUGAAUUUCCUCCAGGCUUUGGGGUAUCUAUACACUAAAGAAGAACUGCUAGAGUCAGAACUUGAUGUUUUGAAGUCCCUGAACUUCCAAAUAAAUCUGCCCACUCCUCUGGCAUAUGUAGAGAUGCUUCUUGAGGUUUUAGGAUACAAUGGUUGUUUGGUCCCAGCCACACAGCUGCAUGCAACCUGCCUGACCCUGCUUGACCUGGUCUAUCUUCUGCAUGAACCCAUAUAUGAAAGUCUGCUGAGGGCUUCAAUUGAGAACUCCACACCUAGUCAACUCCAAGGGGAAAAGUUUAUUUCAGUGAAGGAAGACUUCAUGCUGUUGGCAGUAGGAAUCAUUGCAGCAAGUGCUUUCAUCCAAAACCAUGAGUGCUGGAGCCAGGUCGUGGAACAUUUGCAGAGCAUCACUGGCAUUGCCUCGGAGAGCAUUGCUGAGUUCUCUUAUGCAAUCCUGACUCACAGCGUGGGAGCCAACACUCCAGGGCGACAGCAGCCUGUUCCUCCCCACCUGGCAGCCAGAGCUCUGAAGGCUCCUGCUUCCUCUAACACAUGA
Messenger RNA from Sciurus carolinensis (gray squirrel), 1066 nucleotides. RefSeq names its product cyclin N-terminal domain containing 1 (gene Cntd1). The coding region runs from base 71 to 1066 and encodes 331 amino acids. The transcript has 7 exons. Lineage: Eukaryota; Metazoa; Chordata; Mammalia; Rodentia; Sciuridae. Gene Ontology annotation, cellular component: site of double-strand break. The record is from RefSeq and is a predicted model, not a curated record. Gene Ontology annotation, biological process: reciprocal meiotic recombination.